AUGAAAUAAUAAUAGGAAAUAAUAUUAAAGUGUCCAAUGCAUGAUUGUUAAGCAGAAUUUACUUGCUUCAAUUAAUUUUGUAAAAAAAGUAGAAUUUUUUGUUUUGAAUGCGUAAGAAAUGGCGAUCACAAUAUUCAUUCAGGAGAUUAAAAAAGGAUUGCUGAUUUGUUUGAUUAUAUAGAAAAUAAUAGGCUAUAAAUUGAAGAAAUCAUAUAACAAUUACACUAAAUCUUUGCUUAUAUUACUAAAUCAUUUUCCUUAUUAGAAUAAGGUUUGAAGAAUAAAUUUCUAUUAACAAAUUCAGAAUUGUGUAAAAUUGACCCAAAAUAAGUGAGUUCUGCAGUUAAUUAAAUAUUCCAAUAUAAAAAUUUUUCUCUGAACAUUCUACAAGACAUAAAUAAUAAAUCCAUAGUUUUAUGUGAAUCAAUAAAUAAAUGCGGUAGUGUAUUUGGCUUAGAGAAUAUAAAUAUAGAAAAAUAAGAUUAUUAACAAAUUAAAUAAGUAGAUGAACCACAUUAAAAUAACUAAAUCAGAUAAAUCGUAUAUUAUAAUAACCCUAAAUUUAAUGAAGCAAUGGAAAAUUUGAAAAAAUUAAUACCAAUCAAUUUAUAUGACGAUGUUCAACGUUUGCACUUAACAGCUGAAUUCUUAAAAAUGCUCAAAUAUUUUAGUGAAGCCAACAUAAAGGCUGAUCAAGCACUCUAAUAAGACCCAAAAAACCCCUAAUUACUCUAGACAAAAGGUAUGCGAUUUUAAAAAAUGUUAGUUGAAAUCUUAAAAGGGCUUGGAAAAUUCGAAGAAGCGAUUCAAUUCGCUGAUAAGGUUCUUUUUAUAGAUUCAAACAAUUUGCAAUGCAUAAUUAUUAAAGCUGAAUGCUUAAAAUCGCUUAAAGAUUAUGAGGAGGCCAUUAAUUGGGCUGACAGGGCACUCUAAAUAGAAUCAAUGAAUAUUUGCUCCUUAAUAAUAAAAUUUUAAAGCUUAUACAACAUUGGAAACUAUGGUGAUGCUAUUUUAUGUGCUGAAUAAGUAUUAAAUGUUGAACCAAUGAAUUUGUAGGCAUUAAUAGUAAAAGCUGGCAGUUUACGAUUACAUGGUAAUUAAAACGAAGCUCUUGCAUAUGUCGAUUAAGCACUGAGAAAAUAUCCAUUAAAUAAAUUCUUAUUAGAAAUAAAAAAAAAGUGUUAUAAUCCAUAUAUAUAACAACCACCAAAAUAGAUGGAAGGGAUAGGGAUUUUCCAAAAAAGUACAGGCAACCCUCUUACGUUUUAACCAAAAAGUAGUAUUAACUUCAAUAAUAAAUGA
Molecule: messenger RNA, 1302 nt
Organism: Paramecium tetraurelia
Lineage: Eukaryota; Ciliophora; Oligohymenophorea; Peniculida; Parameciidae
Exons: 6
Molecular function (GO): protein binding
Source: RefSeq, a predicted model, not a curated record